AUGUUAAUUGUUACAGUAUUCAUAAUUUCAUUGCUGAGAACUAUUGAGUCCCAGCAGGAUAACACAGGAAGUGAACAGUACAUUCCUCAAUCGGACACUCAAAACUGGGCUGCUGGUAAAAAAGUUGUUGCAACAGCAACGUGCGGAGAAAAUGUCUCAGAACCUGAACUUUUCUGUAAACUAACCGGAGCUAAUCCAGAUUUGGAAGGAGACCUCUCCGACCAUCAAGUCAUCCAGGGACAAUACUGCGACUACUGCAACCCCAGAAAUCCUUCACAAACUCAUUCAGCAGAGUUCGUGACAGACGGUACAGAAAGAUGGUGGCAGAGUCCUCCACUCUCAAGAGGUCUUCAGUACAAUGAGGUCAAUCUCACUAUUGAUCUGGCUCAGGAGCUACAUGUCGGAUAUGUUUACAUUACGAUGGGAAAUUCUCCUCGGCCUCGAGUCUUUGCAUUGGAAAGGUCAAAAGAUAACGGAAAGACCUGGACUCCAUGGCAGUUUUUUGCUGAUUCGGAAAGUGAGUGCCAACACCAUUUUGGAGAUUAUGAAUACAGCGAGAAUCUGGAUGCCGAUGAUUCAGUUCUGUGCACUACCAAGUUUUCUGACGUCAAACCAUUGGAAGGAGGCGAAAUUUACGUAUCUCUCAUCAACAAUCGUCCAAGCGCUGAACGUUUUCAAGAAUCCAAAGUGCUGAAAGAAUGGACGAAGGCAACGAAUAUACGACUGAGGUUGUUGAGAGUGAAUACACUGCUAGGUAGGCUGAUGGCCAUCAACCAACAGGAUGUCACCGUCACAAGAAGAUACUUCUACAGCAUCAAAGGAAUUUCAGUUGGAGGCAGUUGCAUUUGUAAUGGUCAUGCCAGAGAAUGUACAAAACCUGAUCCCAAGAAUCACUUGAAAAAAUUGUGCGAAUGUCAGCACAACACUUGUGGAGACCACUGUGACCAGUGUUGUUAUCCAUUCAUCCAGAAGAAAUGGAGACCUGCCGAAACACAUUCCAACAACGAAUGUGAACGCUGUCAAUGCAACGGUCAUUCGGACACAUGCUACUACAGUGAAGAAGUUGCCCAAAACAAAUCCAGCCUCGACAUUUAUGGGAAUUACGAAGGUGGAGGCGUCUGCACCAACUGCCAGCACAAUACAGAAGGUUGUAUAAACUGUCAAAAAUGUCGAAGAGGCUACUACAAAAGGGCAAAUGUGCUCAUGAAUGCUCGAAACGCCUGCGCCAAAUGCAACUGUGACACCAUAUUCUCUUCUGGUGCAUGUGACGAUGAGACAGGCAGAUGCCAGUGCAAACCUGAAUUCUCAGGACCUGAUUGCAGACGAUGUAACGAAGGUUACUUUGGCUACCCUCGCUGUCAGCCGUGCAGAUGUCACGUUAAUGGCACCAGAGACAAGGUCUGUGACCCGUCUGGAGGCGUGUGCCCUUGCAAGGAAAACUACGAUGGGCCUAACUGCGACCAGUGCGCACAAGGGUUCUACAAUUUUCCAGAAUGCAAACGUUAG
This is a messenger RNA of Helobdella robusta, 1506 nucleotides long. RefSeq lists its product as hypothetical. The transcript has 8 exons. Gene Ontology annotation, cellular component: basement membrane. The record is from RefSeq and is a predicted model, not a curated record. The coding region runs from base 1 to 1506 and encodes 501 amino acids. Gene Ontology annotation, biological process: axon guidance. Lineage: Eukaryota; Metazoa; Annelida; Clitellata; Rhynchobdellida; Glossiphoniidae.